Messenger RNA from Rhopilema esculentum, 842 nucleotides. RefSeq names its product pre-rRNA-processing protein TSR2 homolog. NCBI's taxonomy places the organism in Eukaryota, Metazoa, Cnidaria, Scyphozoa, Rhizostomeae, Rhizostomatidae. The record is from RefSeq and is a predicted model, not a curated record.
CUGGUGCUUCCACCCUGGCGGUGGGACUCAAAAAUUAACUGCAAUUGCUAAUGGAGGCUGCCGAUGGCAGAGGGUAGAAUGAGGUCUAGCUGGAGUGUGAAUAUGGCGGAUAGAUGGAGUGUAUUCCAUGCGGCAGUCAAGCACAGCCUAGAUGGCUGGCCCGCUCUCCAUAUCGCCCAACAACAAGGUUUCGGUGGGAACAAUUUCAGAGAAAAGAUCGACUGGCUUUUAGAUGUCAUUGUUCAAAUAUUUAAAGACAAUGGGCAUGUUUAUCCAGAUGAAUUGGAAGAAUAUCUAUCAGAAUGUAUGUUCAAUGAGUUUGACAUCAUAGUUGAUGAUGGAACAUGUCCCAAGGUUGUGGAGAAAAUAUGCAAUUUCAGUCAGCUCUGUGAAAGUGGUCAGUUUUCAAAAGUACUGGAUCAGUUACGUGUGCCACCGCCCACCUUUCCAAGUGUCUCAGUAGCAGCUGCCAGUCAUGAUGCCUCAGAUGAUGAUGUUCAGGAAGAUGAAAAGGCAACAGAAACGGGAACCGACAACAAUUGUACUGAGAAUCAAGAGAACACGGAAAGCAUGGAUGUUGAUGAUGCUCCUCAAAUGGAUGGCGGCGACAACGAUGGAUGGGAAGUUGUUAAAAGAUCGAAACAGAGAAACAGCCAUAACAAACCGAGAUGAAGUAGAUUUUUAUAUUUUCGACUCGUCGAUCUAAAUUCUGAAAAACUGCCCUGCCUGGUUUGGGAAGCAUGAAAUCGCCUACCUUUUUAAGAAAAUAUCAUUGACUAAAAUUUUUAAGACAAAUCAUCCUUCCGUGUAUGUUUCAUUUGUGAUUAAUUUUGGUGCGUUAA